UGAAAAGCGUGUGAUUGUUUUCCGAAUGAGAGUGUGCGUAGAUAGUAGACUGGGACUAUAUAUUCCCCAUGGAGGGUCUUUUCUCCAUUCAACUGCAAGCAGGACUUGGUGGGACACUACGCUGAGAGCUUUACACUGCGCACUGCAUAGUGGACAUUUGUUGCUCCUCUCCCAAUAUAACAUGGAGGUGGAACCCUCUGUCCAGGAAGCCUGUAACCACGCAGCAUCACUGCUGACAAGUCUAAACCUCCAAAGAGAACGAGCUCAAUUCUGUGACUGUGUGGUCAGACAGAAACAGAGCCCUGGUCAGCUGUACCCUGCACACAGGUGUGUCCUGGCAGCUUCUAGUCCAAUGUUGGCAUCUAUCUUGUCCUCUUCUGGUGUCCUGGUGGAACUGCAUCUGUCUGACUCUGUACUGGAACUUGUUUUGGACUACAUUUACACAGGGGCUUUGCCAUACACUCUUAGCCAACAACAGCAUUACAAUCUGCUUACUGCUGCCUGCUACCUGCAGAUGGAUGACCUACAGGAUGCUCUGAGGACUGAGGUGAAUACUGCAGAUAAUACAAAUGCCUCCACUGGAACUGAGAAUCAGUCAUAUAAAGACAUUAAUACUAAAACUGACACUUGCAGUGCAAAUUCACUGGAGAGAGAGAAUCAAUAUUGUGAUGAUAUAGAUGCAUGUAGAAGUAGCAGUAAAACUGAUGCAUACCACUGUAAUAAUUUAAGCAAUGCAAGUACCAGCUGUAGUUUGACUGAACGUUCUGGACGAAGUGUAAAUGCAGGUAACUGCAGACAAGCAACUUAUCUGAUGCCUCAGGAUUUGAUUCAAAAUAUCCCUGGCGCGGCUGAAGCACAUGGGGUGUCUAUGGAGGAGCCAGCAGCGACAGCUGAGAACAGGAGGCAUUUGUAUUCACGCUGUACUGCUGAGGUGCAAGAGGAAGAGACAAGCAGAGCAGAGAAGACACAGCAACUGGGGUUAACAGUGAAAAGUAAAGCAGGGGAGAAGCAAACUAACAGAAAAGAGGAAGACAAGAUGCUUCGCUCUCCCCUUCCUCAUCUCUCGACCUCCCGCCUUAAGGACAAGUUUUCUCCCUCACAGCACUCCUCCUCAUCACCACAUCUGUGCUGUGGGGCUGUGCCUGUCAUCCGUCACAGCGGUAGAAUAGCUAUGGCAGAAGUGCCUCCUUACCACCCAGUGUCUCAGGCCUCGGUCAACUCCAGCAGGGCCCCUGACUUACGAUUAGGAAGCACAGACAAUGACAGAAUUGUUGAAGGUAUUACCACUGAACACAAAAAUCAUUAUGAGGCACAGAAUCGGGAUUACAGAAACAAUGAAUACCACAUUGGAACACAGAGUUCAGAUCAAUGUGCAAUACAGGAUUUAUGUUACAAAUCCAAUGCAGAUGAAUCAGACAUCAAAAGGCAGGAUUACAAUAGCAGCAAUACAGACAGUGAUGAAUAUAUGGGCAAUGGAUUAUCCCACAUUACAGAUCAUAAUGAUCACCAUGCUCACUGUGAUACAUUUCGGAAUAAGACUCCCACAAAACAUUUUAGUGACGAUUCAGUGCUGCAGAAUAAGGAUUGCAGCAGCUUCACCAAAGAAUCAAGAAAUAAAACUGAUCUAAGUUUUAAGGAUUUCCCCUCCAAACAUCAGCGACUGGAUUGCUCUGAUUGCCACAAUGUCUCGAAUGACCCGAGUGUUGUAGUUCCACUUCCUGUACAGGAAGAAGGAACAGGAAGUGACUGUGAAGAUUUGUGUCCUGAAGGAGAAGUGAAAGAGGAACAGAGUUACUCAAGCAGGUGUCCAACUAAAAUGGAUAGACAGGACAACCACUGUAACCUCUAUGGACCUCGGUACACAAGCACAAAAGACGCCAACUCCAGCCAGCGUGAACAUGACAACAAAGACACGGCUAUGGAUCAUAAUACUGACUGCACAUUUCUGGAACAUGAAAAUAUGUCGGGCAUUGGGCCACACUUAACUUUUACAGUGCCUGUGGACAACAACAUGUCUGAUCCUACAUACAGUGUUGUGGGGCAGUCAUACAGUGGACAUCUUCGUUAUCACUGCCUACCCCAGGAGGACACGCACUUAUCACACAGAGACUCUGAUCACAAACACUCCCACCCUAGCCACCCUGAUCAUUCAGACCAGUCCACUGAUGAGGAGGAGGAGGAGGAUGCCAGUCCAGGUCUCAGUCCUCUGAGUCCUCAGCACUUUGCUACUACAGAUCAGGUUCUACUGCUGGACAUCAGUGCCAAACCUGCAGAGCUGCUCGUGUCCUACAAACACAGAUCUGAUGAAGGGGAGAAAUGGGUUGCAUUAAGCCAAAAGGACACAUGUGGAAAUGGGUAUGGGAAUAAUGAUAGAUUACAACGUAAUGAAGCUGUGUCUUGGGUUGGGGAAACAAAUGUUGAAGAAAGAAAAUCUGUUAGUAAAGAGGAAAACAGGCCAGGAGCUGAGGUUGUACAUAAAGGUGAGAACCAGACCAUUACCUGGACAGCCUGUUCACCUCCUAGUGUGCCAGACUCUGUACAAGCCUCAGUGUCAUCUUCUUUGUCUGUAUGCAUACCUUCUACCCUGUCAGCCAGCAUGCCAAAAAAUAUAUCAGCCCAUCUGUCAACUCCUGUUCACCACCCUUUCCAGUGCUCUCUGUGCGAACGUUCCUUCAGCCAGCGAGGCUCUCUGAAUAGACAUGUGCGGAGCCAUCUUGGCGUACGGCCCUUCCCCUGCCCCCGCUGCCCUAUGACCUUUUCACGACAGUACCGUGUCACAGAGCACAUGCGUGUUCACCAGCGCUGUGUCCUUGGGAGCGACUUUCAAAAGCCUCCCGCCUCUUCAAUUUGAGACCACAGGAUUAUGAUAAUAUGUUUAAAUAUAUCGAAGAAAAUUAGGGCAUUUCUUUUAGAAUUCAGGGUAUUCAGAAUUCAGCAGUGCAGUGAAAAUAUGCCAUUCCAAAUAAGCAGUAAAGGGGAAACGAGCAGAAAAAAGUAAGUAAAGCAUCAAUCAAUAUUUUGAUGUAAACAAUAGAACACAUUCAUAGUGAUGAAACCACAGAUAAUUAUCACCCGUUGCUUCUCUCAGAUCUCCAGAGCUUUUAAGCAUCUUUCAGCUCAGUUGUUUUGGUUUUCCAGUCUGCGAAUUCACUGUUUCGGUUCACUCUCAACUCUGUUUUCAGCAAAAAAGCGAGUCAGCAGCAUUUAGCAGCUAAAGAGGAUUUCCCAAAGGUUGGGAGAGAUCAAAACAGAGCUGAAUAUUGGACUUAUAAUCGCCAGGUGGCCAGAAACACGACUCCAAAUGAAUGAUAAUGUUUCUCGGUGUCUGCUUGAUGUGUCUGUUUACGAGUUCGCCUUCUCAAAACAUCAGUUAUUGCAGGGUUAAGUUGCUCCGUCUCUGCUGGAUGUGUAAAUAGGCAAAUGUCUGCUAACAAGUUAUUCCUAUAUCAACAUAAAAGGUGAUAAUAUAUGAGUGUUGUGUCUUCUUUAGCGUUCUUUAGCGCUAAUUUUUUUCUCAGAUUAACAUUUUGACUCCAUUCCAUUCAGUGCUGUAGUGGGUGUUGUCAGCAGGCACUAAUUUAUUAUGAGAUUAAAGGUUGCAGUGACAGAAAGGUUUUGUACAGCAGUGACCUGUCACAUGGGACUCAUAUUCUCUGUUUAGACUGUGUAUGAUGUCAAACUCUUUGUUUUCAUAUGUAAUUAAAGGCAUUUGUUUUAAUUGAUUGAUGAAAACAUUAUUUAAGAGAAUUUCCAUUCCUUUAAUGAUGCAUGUCAUUGUUUCCCUUGUUCAUGGGAUGCUAUAUGGUGUGUAAAGAUUCAAAUUAGAGAUGAAUUACUUUUGUAACACUGAUAGAAGAAACUGAGCUUGAUAUAUUGUUUUCUGUCUGAUGCACAUUGUGUAUAUGAUUGUCAUGUAUAUGACAAUUUUUGUUUUGUUUUUAAUUUUCCACAACAACACUUUAAAAUAAUACAAAUUGGAAUAUGUUUGGUUUUACAAAUUAAGCUAUAAAGAUUAAAAGUUAACACAAUCUGAAGCCAAUGCAACAUAAUGAACUUGAUUGUCGUGUGAUUUGUGUUAUGUUAUUCUGUACUCAAAGUGAAAAUUUUGUACAUAUUUUUAAGACGGGCAUAUUUUAAGUUGUAGCCUGUUGUCCCUUUGUUUUCCUAAUUUGCAGUUUGCAAACUUAUGGUAACAGUUGCACAGGAAGGGUACAGACAUAUCAGGAUUUGAAUAACAUCUCACUCCCUGUUCCUUCUGUUAACAGAGAAAUUUAUUAGCGAUCUGUCUUACAUGCUGUCCUCUGUAAGUGAGGACAGUACAUUGGGUGUCAUAGUGCUUGUACUUAAUGGUGUUGCUGAAACAAGAGCUGACAUGGUAGGUAAAAAAAGUAUCAAGGGCAGCCAUGAGACUCUGUGCAUGCGCUGUCUUGUCUAUGCCAAACUUCUUCUGUAAGGGACAGAAAGGUGGAAAUACACUGCAUCGUUCGGUGUUCAACACUUCAGACAGUAAAAACACAGAGAACAGUUUGCCAAAGGUUACAUGUUUAUGGUUGGAUUUGUUGACAUUAAAUUUUCACAUUCAGAUUUUUCCACUCUGUUCUUGGAAUAAAAUGUUUCAGAAUUUA
Messenger RNA from Morone saxatilis (striped sea-bass), 4625 nucleotides. RefSeq lists its product as uncharacterized. Gene Ontology annotation, biological process: regulation of transcription by RNA polymerase II. Gene Ontology annotation, molecular function: protein binding; RNA polymerase II cis-regulatory region sequence-specific DNA binding; DNA-binding transcription factor activity, RNA polymerase II-specific. Lineage: Eukaryota; Metazoa; Chordata; Actinopteri; Moronidae. Bases 26 to 2851 code for a protein of 941 amino acids. The transcript has 3 exons. The record is from RefSeq and is a predicted model, not a curated record.